Gongylonema pulchrum is the source of this 333-nucleotide messenger RNA. The record is from the annotation of a GenBank genome assembly. NCBI's taxonomy places the organism in Eukaryota, Metazoa, Nematoda, Chromadorea, Rhabditida, Gongylonematidae.
AUGCAGAAUUUGGCUGAGACAAAGGAAAUAGAAGAAGCUGGAAUUGCAAGGAGAAACAUGAAAAUUCAAGAAAAAAAUGCACUAAAAUCAGCUGUGUAGUCGCUUUUCCGUUUGCGAGAAUUUCACGGCGAACAUCUCUCAGUUUUGGAGGAUUCUUUGGCAGUGGAAUGCGCAAAACUUCUCAUUCGAAUAGCAACAACUUCAAAAACUAUCGCAACCAUCAAUAUGUGCUUGCAUUACACGCUACACAUUUGCAAUUCGAUAGAUUUGAAGCAGGAUACCUGGGAUGAAAUGACUGCUCUGCUCAAUGUAAAACGCGACGAAAAAUGGUAA